Trichoderma virens Gv29-8 is the source of this 1251-nucleotide messenger RNA. RefSeq lists its product as uncharacterized. The record is from RefSeq and is a predicted model, not a curated record. The transcript has 3 exons. Bases 1 to 1251 code for a protein of 416 amino acids. Gene Ontology annotation, molecular function: FAD binding. NCBI's taxonomy places the organism in Eukaryota, Fungi, Ascomycota, Sordariomycetes, Hypocreales, Hypocreaceae.
AUGGCGGCCGAUAAUUUUAAAGUUAUCAUAGUCGGUGGCGGCCCAGUAGGAUUGAUAGCCGCCCAUGCUCUGCACAAGGCAGGGAUUGAUUUUGUCGUUCUCGAGCGCGGCAAAGAAAUUGCCCCGGAUGGUGGCGCUAGUCUGGUUCUGGGGGCGCAGAGUUUGCGAGUCCUUCAUCAGCUUGGCUUGUUGGAUCGACUGCAAGAUAUGGGUGGAGAGGUGGUUUUCAAAAGGUUCUUCACCAUAGAUGGCCACAACUUUAAGAGUGGCACCAGCUUAUUUGAUGGCGCAAGGAAGAAACCCAAUAUUUUGAUGGGCAAAAAAGUCACGGAUAUACAGUCCACUGAAUAUGAAGUCAAAGUCUUCUGUGACGACGGAAGCAUAUAUGAGGGAAACCUAGUUCUUGGCGCCGACGGCGUGCAUAGCAAAACUCGACAGAUCAUGAGAAAGCUUGCUUUGGAAGCAGAUCCAAAUGCUACUUGGGAUUCUGAAGUGCCUUACACGUCAUAUUAUAGAUGCUUGUGGGCGAGUUUCAAGAGACCCUCAGCUAUUGGAGAUGCAUUCGAAACCCAGCACAAGGAUACGUCAAUCAUGUACAUUACCGGCAAGGACCGUGGUUGGAUAUUCCUUUACGAAAAGCUUCCAGAGCCCACUAAAAAACGCACAUCCUAUACCGCCGAAGAUGUUGAAGCAAUGGCCAACCGAUUUGCCGAGUAUCCCAUCACCGAAAAGCUCAAGGUGAAGGAUGUGUUCCCAAACAGAAUGACGGGCGGCAUGUCGGAUCUGCAAGAAGGCAUCUGCAACAACUGGGGUUGGGGUCGCAUCGCGCUUGUGGGAGACUCCAUUCACAAAGAGUGCCCUAACGCCGGCCUAGGCUACCAAAACGGAAUUCAAGAUGUUGUAUCGCUGGUCAACCAUUUGAGACAAAUGGUCGUCUCUUCGGAGCCGUCGACGGGGCCUAGUGUCUCUGCCUUGGAGGCCAUGUACAAGAGCUAUCAAAGCCAACGAUGGGAUGCUCUGUCCUUGGAUGCCUCUCUUUCAGCGCACACUGCCCGUAUCCAUGCCUGGGCUAAUACGUGGUAUUACUUGAUUGCCCGUAUCGUGCUGGUGCCGCGCUUUAUGGACUAUAUCAUAAAUGAGUGGGUAGAAGCGCCAGCCAGAAGCAAAGCUUUAGCGUUUAACUUUCUAGAUGCUGAAGAACCAUUUGAAACAAAGAUUGCUUGGGCGCAUCCACUGAAGAACGUUUAUUAG